AUGGCUGAGAAGCUCAUACCGGGAAUCUCCUACGCGACGAGGAUAGCGAUUCUGCAGCAGAUAGACUCGUCGUCAAAAAUUCAAGAUGAGCAGGUCUUGCCAGACACAAAUACCUUCCGCGAAGACGAAAAUGCCGCUGUCGCUGAGGCUGGCAGGACAGUCCUGCAGCAAGUCCUGGCAAGCGAUCAUCUCAGGAAUGAGGUUCGACGGAAAAUCAACAUUCUGGCCGCAAGUCUGGAAGGCGAAGACCCCCUCGCUCCAGUUCUGGCCGUCAGAAGACUUCGUCACGAGCAGCUUGAGAAACAGCUUUUUCUGGCGCAGAAGAAUGCAAACCUCCGCAGUGGGACGCGCGGACUCCACGCGAGAAAGGAGCUGAAGACUGUCGAGGCCAAGGUGGCCGCUUCGCUGGAACGGUUGAAGCAGAAUCGAGCAGACAUAGACACGGAAUCGAUCAGGGUGGAGACGCAGGCUGCCGUUGAUCUGUUAGAGGAUCUGCAGUCGCAGUAUGAGACGCAAGCCAGACGGGUGCUGCUCGGACUAGGCUUCAAAGAAGACUCGCUCGACGUGCCGUUUUGUACCCUGUCCGGCGGCUGGAGGAUGCGGUGCAUGCUGGCCGGCAUUCUGAUCCAGAACCCCGACAUCAUGAUCCUCGACGAGCCUACCAACUUCCUCGACCUGCUCGGCGUGAUCUGGCUCGAGAACUACCUCAAACAGCUGCGCGACUCGUCCGACACAACGCUCGUGCUGGUCUCCCACGACCGCGACUUUGUCAACGCCACCUGCGAAGAGCUCAUCAUCCUGCGGGACCGGUCCCUCUCGUACUUCCGCGGCAACCUGGCGGCCUACGAGGCAAACUUCGAAGCGCAGAAGCUGUACUGGUCGCGGAUGAAGGAGGCGCAGGAGCGACAGAUCGCGCACAUGGAGGCCACGAUCCGGGAGAAUAUCAAACAUGGCAAGAAGACGGGCGACGACGCCAAGCUGCGGAUGGCCAAGUCGCGGCAGAAGAAGAUCGAUGACCGCAUGGGCGUGCAGGUCAGCGCGAGAGGGGGACGGUUCAAAUUGAAUCGGGAUCUCGUCGGCUUUUAUGAGAAGCGUCGUGCGGAGAUCGAGGUCCCCCAGGACGAAAAGGGGGUGACUUUCGCCUUCCCUGACGCGCCUGAUCUGCGGUUUCCAGGCCCGCUCAUCUCUCUGGAAGGGAUCGUGUUUCGAUACAGGCGGAAUGAUACGCCCGUCCUGAGUGGAGUCGACCUGGUGAUCCAUCUCGGCGAUCGGGUGGGCAUCAUGGGCCUCAAUGGCUGCGGCAAGUCGACGCUGCUCCAAAUCCUGACGGGGAGCAUGGAGCCCUCUCAGGGCAAGACGACUCGACAUCCGCGACUGAAGAUCGGGUACUACGCGCAAAACGCGGUCGGAGACCUUCAGAGGCAAGGUCACGCCGAACCAGAACUGACAGCGCUGUCGUUGAUGAUGCGCGAGGUCGGGGGAGCAUUGAGCGAAGGAGCGCUGAGAGGACUUCUGAGCUCGCUGGGUCUGGCUGGGAGGACGGCAUCAGAUGUGCCUGCCUGUCGACUGUCGGGUGGUCAAAUUAGUCGAUCUCCUGCUAAUGAGUGCUCUCAGGUCCGUCUCGCCCUGGCCAAGAUCCUCUGGAAUCCACCGCACCUGCUCGUGCUGGACGAGAUCACCACGCACCUGGACUUCCACACCGUCACGGCCCUGGCCUCUGCUCUGUCGACCUUCAGCGGCGCCAUCCUGAUCGUGUCGCACGAUCGGUUCUUGGUGCGGUCCGUCAUCGAAGGGAAACGAGAGCCUGAAGCCCGCUUAGACGAAGGCUUCGAGGGAGUGGAUGAACAGGUUGAUGAGAGCCAGCCCCGACGACGGGUUGUCUGUGUUUUGAAAGGAGGGAAGCUAAUUGAGCAAGCAGACGGUGUCGAACAGUUUGAGCGCAAUGUGCUUCUCUGGUCUGAAUGUCUCAUGGAAUAG
This is a messenger RNA of Rasamsonia emersonii CBS 393.64, 1977 nucleotides long. Its product is annotated as ABC ATPase. Gene Ontology annotation, molecular function: ATP hydrolysis activity; ATP binding. Lineage: Eukaryota; Fungi; Ascomycota; Eurotiomycetes; Eurotiales; Trichocomaceae. The record is from RefSeq and is a predicted model, not a curated record. Bases 1 to 1977 code for a protein of 658 amino acids. The transcript is spliced from 6 exons.